This is a messenger RNA of Aegilops tauschii subsp. strangulata, 779 nucleotides long. Its product is annotated as auxin-responsive protein SAUR71. Lineage: Eukaryota; Viridiplantae; Streptophyta; Magnoliopsida; Poales; Poaceae. Gene Ontology annotation, biological process: response to auxin. The record is from RefSeq and is a predicted model, not a curated record.
AUGGCACACCACCUGAAGCACUCGCAGCAUCUGCUCAUUCACUGCGCGCGGCCGACCUCGCCUCGGUAUCUCCAUCCUCCUCCAUACGCCACACCUUCGUGGAAGGGGAAGGCUCCGAGCCGUGUGAGAGACGAUGAAGAAGGGGGGUCUGCUGCGGUGCGUGUCGACGGGGGCGUGCAGGGUGGCGCCGGGGGCCGUGGCGGAGAUGGCCAUCUCUCGCCGACGGCGUCGGGGAAGGUGCCGGCGGGGCACGUGCCGGUGGAGGUGGGCGCGGAGGGGGAGGAGACGGAGCGCUUCCUCGUGCCGGCCGAGCUGCUGGGCCGCCCUCCCAUCGCCGAGCUGCUCCGCCGGGCCGCGCAGGAGUACGGCUACGCGCGACGCGGCCCGCUCCGCAUCCCCUGCCCCGUCGCCGCCUUCCGCCGUCUCCUCAGCGCGCUCGCCGGCGGGGACAGGGGCCACACGCCCGUCUACUACGCCGUCGUCGUCUGAAUCUCAUCGACGAGCGAGCGACCUCGUAGUCGCUAUAGCUUAAUUUUAGCGUGAUCUUGUUCCGUUUCUUGAGGGGUGGUGGCCGGUGCAGGGUUGUGUGCAUGUGUUUGUGCUGUUCGGUGGUUGUGUGCUUGCCUUCUCGAUCGAGGGCUGAGGCUUCUAGCUAGACUCCGUUUGGGACUCGUUCUUCUUCAGUUCUUGGUACUUUUCCUCUCUCUUUUUCUGGGAAAUAAUAUGUAUGUAAAUUUGUACAUCCAGAUCUAUGAUGAGAUGCUACUGAAUUCUACGAA